UCUGCUCAGCAAAAUUGAAUCUACCAACCACAACCACAAUCUUUGAAUCAUAUAAUGCUUCUAAGGGUAGCAUAAAAGAAGAUUUGAAAGAUUUAAUUAAUGGCUACCUUGAAGUCUUAGAUAUCUA
Molecule: messenger RNA, 127 nt
Organism: Racocetra persica
Lineage: Eukaryota; Fungi; Glomeromycota; Glomeromycetes; Diversisporales; Gigasporaceae
Source: the annotation of a GenBank genome assembly